AUGAAGCUUCGUGCUCUCGUUUCUCUCCUUACCCUGGCCUCCUACGCCCUUGCACACGCCCUCGACCAUGACGCGCCCAUUCUGGAGGAGCGCCAGAGCUCAGCAAUCAUCUUGUCCGGCCCCGGAGACACAGUUGUGAGAACGCGCUUGGAGAUUCGACAGAUGAAGGACAACGAACCAGACCAAUACACUCUCCUCGUCCUGGCAUUGGAGCAGUGGAUGGCUCAACCGCAGUCAAGCCCGACUUCAUAUUAUGGAAUCUCGUCUAUACACGGAGUCCCACGACAGGAUUGGGAUGGAGUUACCCAAUGCGCAUCUUGCACUGGUGCCGACGGCUACUGCCCACACGACUCAGUUCUCUUCCCGGCCUGGCACCGUUCCUUUGUCGCGCUUUUUGAGCAGGAAUUCCUGAUGGUAGUCAAGAACAUUGCAAACUCCUACCCAGCAGGCGAUGAGAGGGAUCGUAUGGUCAAUGCCGCAAAUGUAAUGCGAUGGCCCUACUGGGAUUGGGCGGCCCACCCGCCGGCUGGUCGUUCCACUUUGCCAAAGGUGGUCAGCGACUACACUGUCACCGUCAACGCGCCCUCUGGACCCAGGACCUUGGAACCCAACCCGCUCUUUCGUUUCGACUACCAGGAUAACAGCGGCAUGUACUACAGCCCAUUCACCACCUGGACGAGGACCUACCGCUACCCGACUUCCAACGGCCGGGACGCUAUCAGCAACACUCAGUCAUGCAUCAAUGCAUUCGAGAAUGUUCGCCAAAGUCUGCAGGACCAGAUUUACCAGCUCUUCACUUCUUGCAACGACUACCUCCAAUUCAGCAACGACGACGCCACUCACAGCUCCACCCAAUGCAAGAGCAGUCUGGAAUCCAUCCACGACACCGUGCACGUUACUGCUGGUGGCCCUGGAGGCUCCGUUUCAGGCGGUCACAUUGGCUAUCUCAUGCUCUCGGCUUUUGAUCCCCUCUUCUGGCUCCACCACUGCAACGUCGAUCGUCUCUUCGCCAUGUGGCAAACUAUUAACCCCAACUCCUAUGGCGCAAGCCAGCAAGCUCCUCACAGCACCUGGACUAUCGCUCAAGGCUCUACGCAGGAUCAAAAUUCUCCCCUUAAGCCUUUCCGCAAGACUAGCAGCACUUUCUGGACGACUAACGAUGUCCAAGACUGGACGGUUUUCCAGUACACCUAUUCGGAGUUCGCCGACUCGGAUGGUUCUGCUGAUGCGAUCAGUAACUACAUCAACCAGUUAUAUGGACCCAAUGCCAAUGCCGCCGCUGGCUCUUCCAAGCGCGAUCUCGCCGACGAUAUCACCGCUAAUGUCAAUGGUAUUGCCGCUGAUGUCAAUGGUAUCACCGGUAAUGUCGAUGGUGUCAUCAGUAAUGUAGCAAAUGGUCUCGACGGUGCUCUUCCCGAAAAUCCUCUGAGAGCCUGCAAUGGUUCUUCGUACGAGUACUACUGUAACAUUGAAACUCCCCGUUACGCUCUCAACGGCUCUUACGGCGUCUUCCUCUUCAGCGGGCAACCCGCCUCCGAAAACCCAGCCGACUGGAUCAUGGAUCAAAACCUCAUCGGGCCCCUCUUAGUAUUGGCGCAAGACGGAAUGACCAACCAUAACAUCAUCACUUCGGGCUCCAUCCCUCUCACUCGCACUCUUCAAAGCAUUGUGGGAACGAACAGUGGCCUCCUCGCCGGGUUAACAGAAGCCCUCGUCGUUCCCUACCUAAGAGAGAACUUGCAAUGGAGAAUCGCCGGCCCCGGAGGCGAGUGUGUGGAGCCCUCUUCGCUACCUGGAUUUGUGGUUUCGGUGGUGGCUUCCACGGCAGCUCCGAGCGACGACAAGUCGAAAUUACCCGUCCUUUCCGAAUUCGUUUCGCUUUUGGAUGUGACACAGGGACUGGGUGGGGGAAUGAAUUCUACACAGCAGAGGACUUUGCCGGUCAUUAUUUGA
Molecule: messenger RNA, 1953 nt
Organism: Lecanosticta acicola
Lineage: Eukaryota; Fungi; Ascomycota; Dothideomycetes; Mycosphaerellales; Mycosphaerellaceae
Source: the annotation of a GenBank genome assembly